This is a messenger RNA of Penicillium verhagenii, 618 nucleotides long. RefSeq lists its product as uncharacterized. The record is from RefSeq and is a predicted model, not a curated record. Gene Ontology annotation, molecular function: GTP binding; GTPase activity. Lineage: Eukaryota; Fungi; Ascomycota; Eurotiomycetes; Eurotiales; Aspergillaceae. Bases 1 to 618 code for a protein of 205 amino acids. The transcript is spliced from 4 exons.
AUGUCGGAGGUAGUAUCAUACCCAGAGACCGACUCAACAGUUACUCUCUUACUUCUAGGCGACGCGGGCUGCGGAAAGUCCAUAUUCUUAUCUCGUUUAAAGAGUGGCAAGAAGCCAACGCCAUCUCAACCAGCCACUGCACCAGAUUGCUCACUACAGACCCUACGGGAUAGCGACCAACCCUUCACUUAUGAUAUCCGCUUCUCUAAAAGAGCUUUUACCCUGGAAGUCUAUGAUACAUCCUGUCCCAACCAGCACUGGUCGACUCUUAGGCCUGAUCUUGUCGUUAUAGCCUUUGAUAUCUCAAACCGGGAGACACUUACAGGACUUAAAGAGUGGCGAAACGAUAUAUCAAGAUACUUUCAACAUGGUCGUGGAGACCGUAUCCCCGUGAUGAUGCUUGGCUUGAAGAGAGACCUGAGGAAGGAAGGCGAGGGGAUUAUAUACCCACAAGAAGCCUACCGUAUUGCCCAGGAAUUGCGCUGUGAUAGAUAUGCAGAAUGUUCGGCUGUGACGGGUGAGCUGCUGGCAGAGACAUUUGAAGACAUUGCCAGGCUUGCAGGAAUGUCGACUACAGAAAAAGGUGGACAAACAGCGGGAGGGUGUAAUAUUUUAUGA